UCACUUACAACCUCUCUACAUCGUCCAAUGUUCUAAACUUCUUUCAAGAAUCUAACCCCAUUAUAGUUAUGAAAGUAAGUGGACCUCUAGUCGUUUUAAUCACAGAAAAAGAUUUGGUAGGCCAAAAUAUUGGAAAAUGAGAUAAAACAAAACAUGAGAAUAAUGAGAAAUAUAGUUCCUACACCGUACUAACGGGGUAGCAACUGAUGCAAGAUGAGAUGCGUUGAAAAGAUGAUGGAUACCUUCACCUUAGGUUGAUGAGUUACUAUAUAAGUCCACAUUGGGUACCUUCUUCUCCACAACUACUUAGUAACCCUCCUUUUAUUUAUCCAAAUAGUAAGUUGUAGGAAAAGAAAACAUUUUUUUCACCAUUCUCUAUAAAUGAGGAGAGCAACAAGAGAUCCUCUCGUGGUCGGUCGGGUUGUGGGUGAAGUUUUGGAUCCCUUCAAUAGGAGUGUAAAUCUGAGAGUAAGAUUUACCAAUAGAGAUGUUUUUAAUGGAUGUGAGUUUAGGCCAUCUGAGGUUGUUAAUCAGCCAAGAGUUGAGGUUGGAGGUGAUGACCUUAGGACUUUCUACACCUUGGUGAUGGUGGACCCUGAUGCUCCAAGCCCAAGUAACCCACACCUGAGGGAGUACUUGCACUGGUUGGUGACUGAUAUUCCCGGGACCACAGGAACAUCUUAUGGUCAAGAGGUGGUUUGCUAUGAGAACCCAAGACCCUCAGUUGGAAUUCAUCGUUUCAUAUUUGUGUUGUUUCGACAAAUGGGAAGGCAAACCGUUUACGCACCCGGGUGGCGCCAAAACUUCAAUACUAGAGACUUUGCUGAAGUGUACAACCUCGGUUUACCCGUUGCUUCAGUCUAUUUCAAUUGCCAAAGGGAGGGAGGUUCGGGUGGAAGAAGGUCGUAAAAGUGCGACACUUUUUUACUCUACCGUCUAAGAGACCGUGUCAAAACAUCUACCGCGCUUUUUAACAUUCUGUUUAAUAGUAAUAAUAAAAGUUGUCAUUAUUAAAUAAGGAAUCGAUGCUCUUCUAAAACAAGUACCUUAUAAAUUUGUCACAAAAAACUGUCCUUUUAGCCAUUUUUGUUAGAGUAAUGCAAUAAUUGUAAUGAUCCACAUAGCAGUGACUAUUGAGAAUCAGAGUAGUAAUUACUGACAUUUUUUUAGGGAAAUUACUGUUUUGUUACUCUAAUAUAAAUGUAAACAUUAAAUUAUUUACCUAAGUUAUAUUAUAAGGCAUUUAUAAUAAGUCUUAAAUUCUUAAUA
Molecule: messenger RNA, 1269 nt
Organism: Spinacia oleracea (spinach)
Lineage: Eukaryota; Viridiplantae; Streptophyta; Magnoliopsida; Caryophyllales; Amaranthaceae
Product: protein FLOWERING proteinUS T
Exons: 4
Coding region: 382-909 (175 amino acids)
Source: RefSeq, a predicted model, not a curated record